GCCAGUUUUAGCCGCUAUUGCCCUUCCCCACGUGGAUCUCAGGCCCCCGGCUCCUUGGAGCUACUGGGGCGGCUGAUCUGCGGGCGAGCUCGCGCUGGUUCCAGCUCCGGCCCGUCAUGAACCGCUAUCUCUUGCCGGCGUCGCUGCUGGGCACGGCGGUGGGUGGCGCUGUGCUGCUCCGGGACUAUGUCGGCGGCGGGAUCUGUCCAAGCAAGGCCACCAUUCAGGGGAAGACGGUCAUCGUGACGGGGGCCAACACUGGUAUUGGGAAGCAGACCGCCUUGGAGCUGGCCCGGAGGGGAGGCAACAUCAUCCUGGCCUGUCGAGACAUGGAGAAGUGUGAGGCGGCGGCAAAGGACAUUCGAGGGGAGACCCUGAAUCACCGGGUCAACGCACGCCACCUGGACCUGGCCUCUCUGAAGUCCAUCCGAGAGUUCGCUGCGAAAAUCAUUGAAGAGGAGGAGAAAGUGCAUGUGCUGGUCAACAAUGCAGCCGUGAUGCGGUGCCCACACUGGACCACUGAGGAUGGCUUCGAGAUGCAGCUUGGAGUGAACUACCUGGGUCACUUUCUUCUGACAAACUUACUGCUGGACAAGCUGAAGGCCUCAGCUCCUUCGCGGGUCAUCAACCUCUCAUCCUUGGCCCACAUCGCUGGGCACAUAGACUUUGAUGACCUGAACUGGGAGAAGAGGAAGUAUAACACCAAAGCAGCCUACUGCCAGAGCAAGCUGGCCCUCAUCCUCUUCACCAAGGAGCUGAGCCGGCGGCUGCAAGGUACGGGUGUGACCGUUAAUGCUUUGCACCCUGGUGUGGCCAGGACAGAGCUGGGCAGACACACGGGUAUGCAUAAAUCUGCCUUCUCCAGCUUCACACUUGGGCCUAUCUUCUGGCUGCUGGUCAAGAGCCCAGAGCUGGCGGCCCAGCCCAGCACCUACCUGGCUGUGGCGGAGGAACUUGAGGGUGUUUCUGGAAAGUACUUCGAUGGACUCAAAGAGAAGGCUCCGGCCCCCGAGGCUGAGGAUGAGGAGGUAGCCCAGAGGCUUUGGGCUGAAAGUGCCCGCCUGGUGGGCUUGGAGAUGUCCUAGGAGUUCUCUGUGUGGGGACAACUCAUAUCACCUGAGAGCAGGUGUGGUGGGCUCAGGAUGGAGUUGCAAGACCAAGGCUGACUGCCAUGCCCACAACACCCUCUAGGUGGCGGUAUCGACACCUAAAUGCAAAGUUGAGAAACGUGGCUGCUAUGUCCUUAGCACCCUCAAGGUGACAGCAUUGGCCAAGCCCAACGAUUAAGGAACUUGACUGCCAUUCCAGCAACCGCCACUAGAUGGCAGCAUUGACCGCGAAAUGCUGGCUAUCAUGUUCACAUCACCCUCUAGGUGGCAGCCUUGCCCUUCUUUUCUGGCCACAGCGGCUUGACCUACAGGUGGGGGUACUUGACCCAGGGGCUGGCUGGGGCAAGGUAGCUGGCUGUCACAGGUGAGCCCCAUUAUUAGAUGCUGGUUUUGGUAAUUUAAACUGGGAACUACUGAGGGAGGAGCCAGCUCCCUCUGAUGUGAGCCACAGUUCAGGAUAAGUGGUUGGACAGACAUGGUCAAGUUUGUGGUCCCCUGUGUGACCUUGUACACCUUCAGACCCCUUUCUGAGCCUCUGUUUCUCCAACUGUAAAGUGUACAGAAUCUCUUGACUACCUCAUAGGGUGGUGUGCUGAGCAUGUCUUGCUGGGGAAAGUUUACUGAGGAUCUUAGGGUUCCUGACUCUGGCCAGGUGCAGGGGUGGAGGGAUACUUCUUCAGAGAACAGGCCGAUACACACCUGAUUCUGUAUCCUGGAGCCACGCCUCGGACAAGUGAACAACGCACCAGCUGAUGCUGCUGAGUACCCAAGAUACCUGGGGUCAUGACCUUCUCUAGCCCUGUGAACUCUCAAACUUGCUCUUUAAGAAUAAUAAAACAUCUAGCCGAGUCA
Molecule: messenger RNA, 1961 nt
Organism: Artibeus jamaicensis (Jamaican fruit-eating bat)
Lineage: Eukaryota; Metazoa; Chordata; Mammalia; Chiroptera; Phyllostomidae
Gene: RDH13
Product: retinol dehydrogenase 13
Exons: 7
Coding region: 117-1085 (322 amino acids)
Molecular function (GO): oxidoreductase activity
Source: RefSeq, a predicted model, not a curated record